UCAUGUAUGUGCCGGUUUACUGUUUCGUAUUUUUUUAAUGAAAUGUGAAAUAAUGGGCGAAUAAUUUAUUUGCACGAAGUUAGAGGUGAAUUACUAUCUGUGGGAAGUUGCGCCAGGAUUUUGAAGGAGGGGAUUCAUGGAAAAUAAGUUGUGAUCGGGAAUUUAACGCGGUACUGCUACGUGUAUUUGAGCUUUGCCUUCAGCUGUAGCAGGCCCUGAAAGUUGCAGUGACUGUGCCAAAACAUUUUGAAAAAACAUUUUAACUGGGUGCAGAUCAUUUGCCGUUGAACUGUUCAAUCAUCUGUUUCCGAUUGGUAGGAAGUCUCCCCGAGUAACAUAUAUACUGUUUCGCCAGAUUUUUUGCCUCUGUCGAUGAUGAAGAAUCGAGCGGACCGAAAGCAGCUGGAAGCUUAUAUCACUAUUCCUUUGACCAAAUGACCGGAAGUCGCCCCAUUUUCUGCUGCAGGAAACAUUAAAAGAAUCGUAUUGUGUGCAUGAGCGGCUUGAUUCACGAUUUACGAGUGUGUUCCGGCGUAAGUUGUAAGUCUUAGGGGCUCCAAAGAGCGAUCUAUCAAUUUGUAAGUCUGUUUCGACACUUUCUGAAUGCAUGACUUCACCGGGCAGCCAUUCGAUGCAGUGUCGGCCGACAAUGUCACCGGCCUGGCACGGUCAUCGUACGUCGAACUCUUGGAACUUGUGACUUCUCUUCUUUAUAGGUGGUUCACCGUCGUAGUCAUCGGCCUCGGUGUUCCCGGAAAUAUCAUGUCCUUACUGAUUACGCUAAAACAGGACAACCGCCACAUUAGUACAUGUAUUUACAUGGCUGGUUUGGCUAUUGUGGACACUGGCCUUCUCAUCAUGAUGAUUCUCUACAAGACGCUGCGACUGCAUGGCCAAGGCCUGGAUGGAAACUGGACGUUUCUGACCAUAAUGUGGUACGGAGGAGACGGAUUUGCCAUAAUUUCCGGUUUGUUCUUGGCCGAAAUGAGCAUCGAUCGAGCUAUCGCCAUCAUGUAUCCAAUGAAAGCAGCCACUAUUUGCACUGCCUCGAGAGCGGUCAAGGUGACAUUGGCCACCGCUGCGAUCGAGUUAUUCCUUCAAGCGCAGGCAUUCAUUGUCCUCACCGUGCCCGAUCCCCCAAACGGCGCCUUGAUUGUUAACUUUCCCGCCGCCAGGUGGUACGAAGCUGUAUACAACGCCUAUCUCGUCGCCAUGGGAACCGUCCUACCAUUUUCUGUUCUCGUCGUCUGUAACAUCACUAUAAUAAUCGGCGUCAGUCGGGCAGCGAGGAAGCGGAGAAAAAUAAAAUCGGGUAAAGACAAGAAAAUUAACGAAACAAAUCUUACUGCAAUGUUGUUCAUGACGUCAUUUGCAUACUUCGUCUGCUCAUGCCCAAAACGAAUCAACCAGGCCGUGUUUGUUUACGAUUUGAAUGACCCCUACUGGCGGGCGAUGUACUGGCUACAAUUCUGGGUUUGCAAUGAAAUAUGGCACAUUAAUUUUGCUAUUAAUUUUUACGUUUACUUUCUCGGCGGUGGAAAGAAAUUCCGACGGGAUGCCAGAGAAAUUGUCAUGAAAUUUUUCUAUUGUUGUUGGGCCAAGUGACAAUCCAGGGUACUGUAGCAAGAACUAGAUUCCGCGGUGACUCGGUGCAAUGGCUUGGGUUCCCCAAAUCGGACACGGUGACCUUUGGUCAGGUUUGACCUGGACAAGUGACCUGGACAAGCGGCGACGACAUUUCUCUCACCAAAAUCUCACAAUUGUUCUACGAAACAACAAAAUAGUGCUAUUUUCUGCACAUCAUUUUGUAAAGUUGACCUUAUAAAGCAAUUGUUUCAUAUAUUCCAUAAAAAACCGAACCAAAAGAAAACAAUAGCUAUUUCAGAUCGGAUACUUAUCAUAGCAACAUAGUUGGUAUCUCUUUAAGAAAUAUCCAUUGGGUUGAAAGGUACAUGUACAUGUAUACAUGUAUCCUUUAGCCAGUUGAGGGGCGCCUGUACAAAUUGGCCUAUUUUAUCCAUAUAAUAUGCCGAUAUUUACCAAACGCGCCUCAACCGGCCCUAUU
This is a messenger RNA of Lineus longissimus, 2065 nucleotides long. Its product is annotated as proteinase-activated receptor 2-like. Lineage: Eukaryota; Metazoa; Nemertea; Pilidiophora; Heteronemertea; Lineidae. Gene Ontology annotation, biological process: G protein-coupled receptor signaling pathway. Gene Ontology annotation, molecular function: G protein-coupled receptor activity. Bases 604 to 1605 code for a protein of 333 amino acids. The record is from RefSeq and is a predicted model, not a curated record. Gene Ontology annotation, cellular component: plasma membrane. The transcript has 2 exons.